CUCAGUGAGGGGAAGGCAGCAUCCUCAGCGACGGGAAGGCAGCCUCCUUGGCAGCACGUUCCCAUCGCGAUGUAUAGCCGAGCUGGAUUUAUUGGCGAGCCCGGGCAAGCCAGUGAGGAAAGGGAGGGGAAGGAAUUAGGUCCUGCGCUCCUUGUUUAUGCCUCUGGGCUCCCCCUCCCGCCCCGUUGGCUUACAGCGGGGGUCUGGAGGCGCCCGCCGCGCUGCGCGUCGCAGCCUGUCAGGAGAGGGACCGGGCGCUUUCUUCAGCUGCCGCUGCUUGAUCCUCCCGCUCGUGGCUCGUUUUCCUUCCUCCCGGUUCCCACCCGGUGAAUUCCUUCUUCCUGAGCCCCGAGCCAGGGAGGGCUCCUUAACAAGUGCCGUUGUCCGCGGAGGGCGCAUUCGCCGCGGGGCCGUGAGGACAGCGCACCUUUUCCCCGGCAGCCCGUGGAGCAGCUCCCGACGCGCAGCCCGAAGCCGGCGCAGAACCGUCAGCGCGCUCGCUGCAUGGCGGCGGGGAGGAAUCGGGUGUCAGCCCGUUCGGUCCGCGGCAGGGCCGGCGCUCCCCGUGGGCGCGCAGGGCGGCAGCGGCGGCCGGAGCGGCGAGGGUUGGGAUCCCUCCGCCCUCCCGCCUCUUCGGUUUGCACGGAAGUUUAUCCGGGAGAAGUGGGAACGUGAAAGCCAUGCCCCGAGAGUAAUUCGCUUUGGCUGCAAGGCAGUUGAGGAACAGCUUGUUUUGGGGUCGAGAGAUUUGGAUCCUGAGGAACUUCUUCGCUGGGAGCUUCCACUCAAGCCAGAAUAA
Molecule: messenger RNA, 799 nt
Organism: Ficedula albicollis (Collared flycatcher)
Lineage: Eukaryota; Metazoa; Chordata; Aves; Passeriformes; Muscicapidae
Exons: 3
Coding region: 158-799 (213 amino acids)
Source: RefSeq, a predicted model, not a curated record